Rotaria socialis is the source of this 1524-nucleotide messenger RNA. NCBI's taxonomy places the organism in Eukaryota, Metazoa, Rotifera, Eurotatoria, Philodinida, Philodinidae. The record is from the annotation of a GenBank genome assembly.
AUGACAAAAAAUUGCCCGACGUUCACUCGACAUCAAUCGCUUGAAGCUACACAAGUUAUUCCUCUCUUUGAUUUACCAUCAACAAUAUGUACAAUAACGCCACCUUUCAAACCGAAAGCUGGUGAAGUCUAUGUAUUGAAACUUGAUAUUGGGCAUGAAAACGAUUGGCGUAGUGGUGGUUAUCGUUGGGUUAAAAUAGCCGCUCGCUGUUUACCAACACAUAGUCCAGUAAUUAAGAAAUGUUAUUUUCAUGCUGGACAAAAGAAUAAGCAGAAAAGUAAAGAUUUUGAAAAACAAACAUUUGUUUCACUUGUCGAUCCAUCAAAAGUUGUUGUACAAUAUCUUGGCAAUGAAAAUGUUGCUGAAGAAUUUCCACAUGGAAAUUGUAAAAAAAAUACGAAGCCAUUUUUUCAUACACGUCCAUCACUUCUUAACAAACUUAUUUGUGAAGUAGCAUCAAAUGCUGAAACUGUGCAAAUAUUUAAACAAUAUACAAGACACAAUUCUACUGAACAUACUACUACUAACAACAAUAAUAAUGAUGAUGAUAAUGAUGAUGAUGAUGAUGAUGAUGAAGAUGAUGAAGGAAAUAAUUCCAAUCAAAUCAAUGAAACAUUUGAUGAUAGUCAAAAUAAGCAGAAGAAAACAUCAUUAAAGAAUUCAAAUUUAUCGAACACAUUAAGUGAAACAAAAGUUAAUGCUGACAUUUUAUCUCGAUCUCGAAACAUCGAACAAAUACGUAAUAUUAAAAGACGAUUAGCUCGUCGUCUUGUAGCUUCAACAGAUGAAAUAUCAGAGUUAUAUCGUUUUGCAAGUUGUGCACUAUUUACUCGUUGUUGUGAUGAUGUCUACGAAUAUAUUUUAACAUAUUUAAAACAAAAAUGUCCAAAUAUUGAAUCGCGAUGUUUGCAUAUAAUUGAUAACGACAGGAAUACAUUGAAAAAUAAUUAUUUAUCAAUAUUUUUGCCAAAUUUACGUAUUAUUCAUACAUGGAAUUAUAUCUUUUCUCAAUUACAUGCACGGCUAUUACACAAUGGUCGAACACACGCAGAUUAUCAAUUUUAUCUUGCUGAAAUAAAAUCUUUACUAUUAUGUACGGAUAUGAAAACAUUUAUACGUUUCUAUGAUCGUUGCAUUCAAGGUCUUAUUUGUGAACCAAUGCGAACUGUGUCUGCACAAUUACGUGAUUGGCGUGAGUCUCGUAUUGAUAGUGGUACAAUAGUUAUCUAUUGGUUACAAAUGUAUUUUGCUGAGCAAUUACGAAAAACAUAUACUCGUCUUGAUAGUAAUUAUACAUUAAAGCAACCUCAAUGUGAUAAAUGGGCAAUGAAAGCUAGGACAUUAAAUGUUACACAUGUUCGUGCUAACAUUAUUGUAUCAUUUGGAUAUCAUCCGCAUCUAUCAGAUAAACGAUCUAAUGAACAACAAAAUCUAACAUCAUUACCAGUCAAACGUUUUAAAACAGCGGUAUUUGAAAGUACACAGCAACCCUAUAUAACUGCAAAAACUAAUAAUCAGAUUUAA